AUGGCCAUUUCGUAUGAAGUUGCGCAAAAGGUCAUCAACAAAAAACAUCUAUACUGCCGACUUGUCGAUACCGACCAAUUCCAAAAGCUCCAAGAAGAGGUCACCCUACCCGACUCAACGUUCACCUUUUACUCAGAUGGCAAAAUUAUGAACGAAAAAGGAGUCGAGUUUAACUGGUCAUCGGCUGCAGACUGGGCGAAGUACUUCGAAAACAGACUUAAGAACUCACAAGUAAUUCAUCAUAUCGCACCACCGCAUCUGGAGCAGAUCAGCCCCGACGAGGUUAAAGCAGUAUUUGGCGUUCAAUACUCCGCCGGUCCGAAGGAUUCGGUCACUGAAGGACACCACAGCGGUGGAGGCUACUACCACGAACGCUAUGUGCGGAAAGGUGAUGACUGGUUUCUCAAGGAGUUGAAGAUGCACAACACGUAUUACAGAGCAGGGUAA
This is a messenger RNA of Daldinia childiae, 447 nucleotides long. RefSeq lists its product as uncharacterized. The record is from RefSeq and is a predicted model, not a curated record. Lineage: Eukaryota; Fungi; Ascomycota; Sordariomycetes; Xylariales; Hypoxylaceae. The coding region runs from base 1 to 447 and encodes 148 amino acids. The transcript has a single exon.